Messenger RNA from Paraglomus occultum, 663 nucleotides. Lineage: Eukaryota; Fungi; Glomeromycota; Glomeromycetes; Paraglomerales; Paraglomeraceae. The record is from the annotation of a GenBank genome assembly.
AUGUCCAAGACUCAAAACAAUGACUCAAACACACAACGAGCAGUCUCGAUGGAGCCACCGCCCUAUAGCCCUCUCGUAGAUGUUAGGUCGUUUACAUUUAAAGAGGAAGCAGAUAAUACAAUCGCUGUCUUAACCAAACAAGCACUUGGUACAAGAUAUAGCAUUGUUCCGCCUACUGUAGGUGAACCGUAUUAUUCGAUAUUGCAUCGGUCAUCAGGAAAAUUAUACUGGGAGCUCAAGACACGCGCCGACUCUCCCAAAGGCCGGCCAACUCCAGCAUGGGACAUAACUGAUCAGCAGUCAGCACCGUCUCCAAUGACAUAUGAAGAGAAUCUCAAUGGAUACGUCACAUCAUACAACGGGAAAGUCUUUCUAUGGAAAAUGACAAAUGGUGGCGGACUCUAUUGCGUUGAAGGAUUAAACAGUACUGGGACAAGAGUGGCGGAGCAUGAUGUGGUGUCCAAUAGCAUAAAUAUCGAUGUUUCUCGCCGAGAAUCGGCAGAGGGUCCUCAUACUGAUAGUACACGUUUUGAGACAUUCAUGAUCCUGACAGGCUACAUAGUGAUGAUUGAAAUCCAAAAAUUAGAAAAGAUGCUCACGUGUCCGUCACUAGUUCCCAGCUGGGCUUCGUCUCUUUUGUGCUGUGGAUGCUUUUGCGCUUAG